Messenger RNA from Aspergillus luchuensis, 537 nucleotides. RefSeq lists its product as uncharacterized. NCBI's taxonomy places the organism in Eukaryota, Fungi, Ascomycota, Eurotiomycetes, Eurotiales, Aspergillaceae. The record is from RefSeq and is a predicted model, not a curated record. Bases 1 to 537 code for a protein of 178 amino acids. The transcript is spliced from 2 exons.
AUGGCCAAUUAUACGGAGAAUCAAGCCUUUCAGGACGAGAUGAGGGUUAUGAACCGCUACCAGCAAGAAGGAGUCAUCACAGGAUUAUGGAACUUAAUCCUGAAUAUUCACUUUCCUCCAAGUGAGGACUUCGUUCAUCGCCCUCAGCAUGGAGGGAAAAAAGGGGGGAAAGCAGGAUACACCGAUAUUGAGUCGUCCGUGUGGAUUCAGCACCACAGGGCGAAGAGCAGACGGCCAACUCGGUUUUUGGUGACGCAGUGCAAACGCUUCGCAAAGGAAGGGCAAGACAGCGGAUGGGCAGAAGGAGUGCGUCAAAUGAAUAUCUACCUCGGGGACAUUGCUUCCUCAUCAAAGGGACGCAAGUAUGGCAUAUAUGGUAUAGUAGCAAUUGGUAAGCAUGUUAGGUUCUACGAAUGGGACCGGAAGAACAAAAUGGUGGUCGAUUUGGGAAGUGGACAGCCUUAUCAUGUCAAAGACGACAGCGUCCAAGUGCUGAAUUUCCUGAACAUGAUUAAACAGAACGAUAAAUAUGUUUAG